Ceratitis capitata (Mediterranean fruit fly) is the source of this 7649-nucleotide messenger RNA. Its product is annotated as serine-rich adhesin for platelets. Gene Ontology annotation, cellular component: nucleus. Gene Ontology annotation, molecular function: transcription corepressor activity; protein binding. Lineage: Eukaryota; Metazoa; Arthropoda; Insecta; Diptera; Tephritidae. Bases 120 to 7298 code for a protein of 2392 amino acids. Gene Ontology annotation, biological process: negative regulation of transcription by RNA polymerase II. The transcript is spliced from 5 exons. The record is from RefSeq and is a predicted model, not a curated record.
UAUAAUAAUUUUAUUGUAGUAUUUAUAUAUUUUGGAUUGCAAAUAUUUCUUGAGAUAUCGAGUUCGAAGUUUUAACAUUGAAAAUAACCACAAUCGAGUACGAAUGAAACGUGAAAUUUAUGGUCAAAGUAGGCCAAACAACAAGACAAGCAGGUUCUUUAUACAAAACAAUGGAUCCAAACAGACAUCACGAGGUCAUUGGUAGUAAUGAUGAAAGGAAAAGUGCAAUGUAUUUUAGUAGAGGAGUCGAAGACAGUCGAUCAAAUACUCAAUAUUAUUCUCAAGAAAGAGUUAUUGUUAAUAAUAAGUCUUGCAUGUGCCCUAGCAUGUCAAAUAAUAUUACGUGCAAUGCUUGUCCUUCUACAGCGAAUGGAAACUGGUCUUCUGAACGAACAUCCAGGGCUGAUUUUCAAAAUACUAGUACAACAUUAGAAAAGGUUAAUCAAAACUCUUUAUAUAUUCAUGAUGGGAGGCAAUAUUUCCCACCCAACAGUGGUACAACCUAUGCGACGGAAAUGAACGUUGUGGGGCUGCAACAAGAUAGGAAUUCAGGGCCAAUAAAAAGCUGCGCCUUGGAGUCAAAUUACAACUUCAAACAACAACUUCAGCAUCAACAGCCCCAACACCAGGCGCAGCCAAAAAAUCUUAUUCAUAUGCAUCCGCAAUCGAAUGCAGCUAAUAUAGUCAAUGUCCAACCCCAACAAAUACAGCAUCAGAAUCAUCAUGUAAAUGCGAUAGGAGCAUAUCCUAAAGAGACUAUAUACGAUGAUGUAUAUGCUUCGAGGCAUGAGUUACACAAAGAGGUUAAAGUUGGCUACCACCCAUUGCUACCUGAUCAUGGAAUAUCAAAACCACCAAUAUACAGCGAUGUAAUCCAAGGCCAAAAGUUAAUUCCACGACCACCAGUUGAAAUGAUACGUAACACUAAAUUGGAACAAAGGAACAUAAUAAAUCCAAGUAACUCAAUGGCUUUAAAGGAGCAGCAAGCCAGUCCAACAUAUGCACGAAAAUGUCCGCAAAUAUUUACGCAUGGAGAACUCAGCAACACCCACCCAAACCAUCAAAGCCUAUAUAUGUCUACACCACAAUUCAGUUCAGAAAAAUUUAAUACUAUUCAUUCCCAAAUGAAUGUAGUACAACACUCAGACCAUAAAGCUCGCGUUUGCACAACUGAAUCAGUUAAGGUGAAUGAUAUACAAAUGCCUGCAAUAAAUAAUUAUGCUCAUCAUAGCGGUGCAAACACUUACCAUCACCACAAUGUACACGAACAGGCAAUGCAACAAUCAUCAUUAACUCCGCAACAUCAAGAACUAUUAAUGAAUAACGUCAGUCCACAUAUAUCUCGCAGUCAAAACUUCUAUAUGCCAGGUGCCAAAACACAGAUCGCUACAAUUUCAGAAAUGCCUCCUAGCACCACAAAACAAGCAGAAAUCCCAAGUCAGUAUUCGAAAAGUCAGAAAACCUUACCAUCACACAAUCAAAUUCACACCUUACCACCUCCUCAUCAUGCUGUACAAAGUACGACACACGAUAUGGUAUUCAAAAGUAAAGAUAGCAUUUGUAAUGAGCCCGCGAUUCACCCAAACAGUGCGUUAUAUUUGAACCCAUAUAAAACAUCAUCGCCGAUGGAUAGCUGUUGCAAAGACGCCUCUUCGUCUUAUGGCACUUUGUCUAACAGUUUUAGUGAGAAUAGCGCUCAACUAGGCUACCAUAAAUAUAAUAAAAUUGCAAAAGAAACAGUCACGAAAAACACAAUAUGUGCAGAAAAUCAAAAUACUCCUCCUCCUACGCCAGUAAACCGUGCAAAUGCCUAUAAAGCCCAACCAUACUACUAUGAGGCACAACAUAUAAAAUAUGAUAGCAAUGUACAUAAUACAAAUUUUAAUAUGUCAAUGUCACCGACGGCAGCAGCAAUGGCCUCGCCGUCACCAUCGCAAACAACCCCUCCAACCCACAUACAAAUACAUCAUUCAAGUCUAACCCCACAAAGCCAAUCGCAAUCGCCGUCAAAUUAUACACAAAUAAUUCGUCAGCAACAACAUAAUCAUAAUCAAAUUGAAAUGCAUCGAACUUCGGCACGGGUGCAUCAAGAAAGCGCUACUAUACACCCAACUCCAAACUUAUGUUCUUAUGACCGACACCCACAAAAUUCUAAGCCAUUGAACUCCCAGUCGGUGGUUAUGCAGCCUUCACCACAAGCACAACAGAUGGAGCCGCAAACUCAAACAAAACCCUUCUCAAACCUUCCAAUUCAAGGACAAAAACAAAAUGCUAUAAAGAAGUCUCAAGCUCCAAAAACCAAUUAUAGAGAAUUAAUAAACCAAGUUGUAGCGAUGAGAAGUGCAAAAUCGGAAAAGGAAUUGGAUUUGCAAAUUAUUAAGAAAGCCUUGAACUCUGCCGCUGCUUCACCCGGCACCCAACCCGUCGAAAAAAUAUCAAGAAGCGGAACGACUUUAAAUAACAACAGUUUGCCUUUACCCGUCAAUACCUCAAUGUCAAAGAAGGAUUACGGGGUGAGUACGUUGGGAAAUGGAUUUUUAGUGGAAAAUGUUCCUACUCGCACACAAAAUAUUACAACAGCUUGCCCUAACGCUAAUUUAUCUGAAAUACAACAAACUAUCAAGCUCGAGGAACCAUUACAUUCAUCACCGUUAGAUUUGUCUAUGCGUACAGUCAAAACGAAGGCUGAUUCUACUGAGUAUCGAUACAAUCAAGCAUUUUUGAAAAAUCUUCAGAGUGAUUAUAAGCACACGCUACCAAGGGUAGAUUUCACACCAAAUUUCGCGCUACACUCCGAUGAUAGACCGGGAGGCUCUAAAGUAAUAAUAAAUCAACCGAGGCAACAUCUGUACAACUCAUCAGAAGAGUCAAAACCCAUUAUAUUGUCUGCUGAAGGGAGCUCCUUUACAGCACACUCUCCAGCUGAACAUCAUUUAAAGCAAUAUCCAACGAAUAACUUAACUACUCGGGUGGGCACGGCAACUCUACAUAGAGAUCUAGGUCCUGUUAAUCAGGAAAAGACAAGUUCUUUAAUAUUGAAAUCAACAGAAGAAAGUGUAAAAAUGUGUCAGGUGCGCCCAAGUGUAGUAGAAACAAAUCCAUAUGCAACAACAAAAUUAAUAAAAUCCGAACCAAAUUCUGUGGCCAGUACAAAUAUUCCCAAAUCAGUCGAGCUCCACAAAGCAGCUUCCAGCAUAACAUCCAGUCCGCUUCCUUCGAAUAAUAUUGAACAUGUUUGUACACCACAUACAUUUACUGGUGGUGUUAUAAAAACUGCAGAGCAAAUUUCCCGCGUAGAUGCAAACCCAGCUGCCAAUAAAUUUAAUGAGCGAAAUAUUAAUUAUCUUGGUCGAAAGCGUCAUCUUCAAGAAUACUCAAAUUCACAACGUGUUGAACCUGUUGUUAAACAAAACAGAUACCAAGAAACCUUUGUUCAGCCAACUGCUGAACUAGCCACUAUGGAACCAACAACAUCGGUUAUAGCAAUAAAUGAACGAGUGAUAGAUGAGGUGAGAGAACGGGAUGUAAGAACAGUGGAAAAGUCCAUACAAGCUGAAAUUGUCCCUUGUUGUCAAAGGGAAAGCUCCAUAAUUAUCAAUACUAACGUACCUAUCUGCAAAUCAGAGCCAUUAACACCGACUAUGGAUACUCCUCCGCCAACAAUUUCACAGUCAGUUCCAAUUGUUCCGAUUAAAACAGAAACUAGUUUAAUAAUAGCUGCUCGCAUUAGAACUAAGGCGGAACUAAAAGGUUUUACAUUCAACACACCGAUAGAUGGACUAAGUAAUACAAAUGAGCCUAUUAAAAUAAAGGAGGAACCAAGUCUUUGUCAAACAUUCAACUCUGAACUGCCGUCCAUUCCUGGCUUAGAUGAAGAAUACGAUUCGAGUCGGCUUUUAGAUUGUAAUUGGAAUAGUAAAUGUUCUGACUUUAUGGAACAGUUACUUACGAAUACACAAAAACAGUUUGCUAAAUGUCGAUUUUCGAAUGUGAAUAUAGACUUGAGUGAAGAGCUCAAAACAACAUCAAGCACGAAUAUAAAUUUUAAAAUAUCUGAUAGAAUGGAACAGAAGCCAUUAAAUAUCGAUGUAGACACGGCAGAAAGCAGCAAAUCAUGUGAUAUAGUGGAUGCAAUCGUUGAUAGCACCAUGACGGGUGAUCGUAUAACAGGCAAAUCUCCAGAAGGUCAUUCCUCGCAAUCGAAUAUGGUUAUUACGCAAAAAAAGAUUUGUAAGCAAGAUAGGGAAAAAAUGAGAUUGCAACAGGAAAAACGUAUGGCUGCUCGUUUACAAGUGGAGAGCAGUUCGGAGAGCGACGAUGAAAUUCAUAAACGGAAAUCCGACCGAUCAAAGAAACCGCUGAAGAAAGCUAAAGCACGACUUAAUACUCACACUGAUCCGAAUCAAUUCUCCGAUUGUGGCAGUGAUUCAUCAGAUAGUAACGACGGAAGGAACUCUACUAUAAAACAGGAGGAAAAGGACCUAAUCGACAUAACCUCAAAGUCAGAAACAGAAUUUAAAAAUAAAAACCGGGAGGCAACAACGACGAAUACCGAAUCUAAAGACAGGUGCCAAACACUUAAAUCUAGACACUCAGAAUCUAGUGACACAGAAUUACAUGAUGAUAUGCAAAAAUCAACAUCAGAAGAAAUUCGUGGAAAGGAGAGCCAUAAAUUGAAUGAGGAAAACCAAUUAGAGGAACACGAGGCGACAAAAGCAGUACAAGACCAUUGUAUAAGUAAAGAGGUAGUAAAGAGUAAAAAGAAACCAAAAGUGCAUUUAAAGAUAGGUUUAAAUACAAUGACACGUUCCAAACAAAAGCGUGAAAUGGAACUACAAUUGGCCAAUGGCAAAGUAUUGCGUAAUGAUAAAAUUAUUCGCAAUUCUACAACUAAAAUUAAGUCAAUAAAAAGGAAAUAUGUACGGAAAUUUGUCAACAAUUCAAGCUCCGUAACUGCAGCUUGUAAGGAAAUCUCAAGUAAAGAAACUGAUCGCGAGCCUUCAAUGCGCUUGCGGUCUAGAAACGAGAAAACAAUAAAAGGCGAGAAAUCUGAAAAGGUACCUGGUUCGAGUAGUAAGAAAUUGAAUAAGAUAUCCGCCGCAGUUGGUAAAAGUGAUAACCAAAAUAGCAAGCCUAAAAAUAAGGAACAAGGAACAGAAUUACUUUUAGAAGUCUACCGCUAUAAACGUUCGCUUAAAAUUCCACCCAGUCUCAUUACAAUAGAUCAUCCACACAAUCUGAAAAUGGCUGCUUCGUUGCCAGAUUUAGAUUGUGAACAUGAUUCUUCGGCUGCUAGUGCAAAAUUUGCAAAGUCGAUUGAAAAAUUACUUCAGAAGUCAACACCGAAUAUGAGUAAAAAGUCUUUAUUGAACUCUAAAACACAACAAGAAGAGCAAUUACAUCGUGAAAAGCGCUCAAUAAUUGACGUGCUACAUUCGCGAGUUACAAAUACGAACAUGUCUUCCAGCACAAAACCGAAAUGUAAGAAAAGUGGCGCCAAAUACGGCGCUUCUAGCCACGUUCAUAGUGAUGUUUCACAUAGUGCUGAAUCGAGUUCGGUAACGGAAAUGCUUUCUAUACCCGUAAAAAAAGAGCCUGAUGAAGAAUCUAGUGAUGGAAAGAAACGGCAUUUUAGUAUUUUUGAGACGACUGUUUUAAAAAGUAAGACGCGAACAGAGUCCAAAAUGCAGCAACGCAAAGAGAUUAUACGUGAGAUUUUUGUUGGCGACGAUCGGCCAGCGUCGGCUCCACCUGAAAUUAUAUCUCAAAUGUCGGAUGGCAAUGACAAAAUGACAUUCGAACAAAAGUACGAACAGUUUUUGCAACAAUUAAAUAUUGUUAUAAACGAUUCUGUUUCGGGGUCCAUUUCCGCAGCAACAUCGAUCGCGAAUCAACCUGUCAAAGACGAGGAAGACACAUUAGCAAGUACCAGUGUAGCAGAAGCCGACGACAAUAAAUCACUAGAUCCAAGCACUAUUAGCAAAUCAACUAAUGAAGUUGACAAUACGACAUCUGGUUUUCGAAGGCGGCGUCCCGGCAAAUAUCUACGAAGAAAAGGCAGCUCAGGUUUUGAUUAUAUACGAAAAAAGAAGAAACCUAAUUCUAUCAACUCAACUAAUGCAAAUUCCGCUCAGAAUUCACAUUCACAAGCGAAAUUUGAAAGAAAAACAGAAGAAGAGAACUAUGAGAAGAAAGUUAAGACCGAGGAUGAUGUGUGUCGUGAAAUAAAUAAAUGGGUUUUGAAUAAGAGCGUUGGACAGAGCGCUAUGCAUAAAGCGGCUCGUUUAGGUUACAUAGACGUUGUUGUCUACUGUUUAGAUCGUAUGGGCAUGAAUCCAGAUCAGAAAGACAAUGCUGGCUACACGCCGCUACACGAAGCUUGCACAAAGGGUUGGCUUGAAAUAGCUAGAACUCUGCUGCAGUAUGGUGCGAAUCAUUCGGAAGCUGCACAUUCUGGCAUUCGACCGUUACAUGAGGCAAGUGAAAAUGACCACGAGGAACUUGUGCGUUUGCUACUCUCCUAUGGCGCGGAUCCACAACUAGCUACAUAUGCAGGUCAAACACCUUUAAUGCUUGCUUCAAGCACUGCAAUGAGAGAUCUUCUCAAUAACCACUUGAGUGAUGUAAAGAAUUUUGGACCCGACAAGAAACCGUGGAAGUUUAACGGACCAUGGGAGAUUUUAGAUCCAUCAAUUUAUGGUUAUGAUAUAUUCGGGGGAGCACCGAAUUUUACAUGUGAUAUGAGCAGAGCUCUUAGGAAAAGUUCAAUAUCUAAUUCGAUAGCGAACAAAAAACAAUUAAAUUCAUUUGUAGAGAUGGGCAAUAAUUGUAAGACUAAAAUGGAAAAUUGUGCAGUCGUGCUAGACAAUAUUGACCGGUUCAACUCCGUUCGAUUGUACAAUGACAACAAACCGGAGAUUUUAGUAGAGAAUUCAGAUAGCGAGGGAGAAAUGUUUGAAUUUGAAGAAGCCGAUAUUUUACUACCACCUUUAUAUUUACUCAAAGAUGAAGGAACCGAUAAAUGGGUUCUGUUGAGUGAUUUGUGCAAUUUACUUAAAGUUAAAUCAAAAGAUACUCUUUUGAAUAAGAUAUAUCCACCUUCUUCAUCAGCAUCUUCCACACACAAAAGUCUGAUGAGGGAACUUAAGAUGUCAGAUUUUUUGGAAAGAGCAACCUGUUUGCAACUUCUGUGCGCUGGGGAAAAAAUUAAUAUUUGCGCUUCAAAGGUUGUUUUAAUUAAAUACAACGAUAGCGUUCGAAAUUUAUUAGGUGUAAAAACAAUAUUGAUGAAAUUUUAAAUAAAAAUUAAAAUAAAUUAUGUGUAAAGAACGUGAUAUUAAGGUGCUAUACGGAAAAGUUAUUGAAAGAAGUGUAGAUAUCCUGCAUAUUUAUGUAAAUGUGUUUUAAUAUAAAACGGAGAUAAUCAAAUUUAAUAUGAUUAUUAAGAUUGUAAAGAUUGUAACGAAAGCAAAAGAAAAGCAUAAGAUUGUAAAUGUAUUUGUAAGAAAUAGAUUUAAAAAAUUAUGUUUAUGACCAACAUUUAAUUAUAAAAGUGCAUAAUAUUUUCAUAAUACUAAAGAGAAGUCGUUUUAAUACAAUCUGUAUUCUAAUUUUUAUUAUUAAAACAGUUUGGUUAUGAAAACCAAUUA